This is a messenger RNA of Caenorhabditis remanei, 1578 nucleotides long. RefSeq lists its product as uncharacterized. Bases 1 to 1578 code for a protein of 525 amino acids. The record is from RefSeq and is a predicted model, not a curated record. NCBI's taxonomy places the organism in Eukaryota, Metazoa, Nematoda, Chromadorea, Rhabditida, Rhabditidae. The transcript is spliced from 5 exons.
AUGCCUCCCCCGCUCUCCUAUCCUGCCCUGAAACUUGUAUUGGAGUAUUUGAAUGUGAAGAAAAGAAUCCACCUCACAUCCCGUAGCAGUUUCCUUCAACGAAUCGAUAAGACAAUACCUGUUCGUGCAAAAUAUUUUUGGAUAGAGGGAGAUUGGCUGAAUCUAGACGGUUUUAAAUUCACUGUAAAACAUAAAUCGUGGUACAAGAACAUAGAGGCCGAGAAGUAUGGAAACUUACUGAUUAGCUAUUUGAGAGGAAGAUCAAGUGUCAAUGCGGAUGAGGUAUAUUUCUUCGAAGUCAAGACUUCUCAAGAUAUUCCUGUGAAACUUGAAUUGACAAUCAACAAAUUAGUAUCUGAUGUCUGUAAUCUUGAAGUCGUGCUCCCAAUGAUCACUCCACGCAGUCUUCCACUCGCAGAGCUUUCCGUGACAGUCGAUAAAGACACUAAUGUCGACCUUGAAAUAGUUCGUUCAGCCAAAAAUGUCAUAUUUGUCCCUUAUUUUUGUGAAUUUAUCGGUCUUGAGACAAUUCCGAACAAAAUAGUGUACAUCCUUCAACCCGAAACUGAUGUUGUAAGAAGCAUUAUAAGAUAUUGGAUGCAAAAUGGAAAAGAAGUUGGGACGGAGUUUUUAAUGUCAUGUAACAAUCGUUCAGAUCUUGUCGAAAAAAUUGCUAUUUUGCAAGAAGAAUUCCACAAAACACAAGGAUAUUUGGAGGAUAUCAAUGAGCAUAGCUUCUCCAUUCCGUUAAGCUCUACUUCAAAGCUUCUUGUCUGUGGAGGUAAAAAACACUUCGACGAAAUCCAUCUCACAUCCCGUAGCAGUUUCCUUCAACGAAUCGAUAAGGCAAUUCCUGUUCGUGCAGAACUUUUUUGUAUACAGGAAGGCUAUCUGAGUCUUGACCGUUUUAAAUUCGAUGUACAACACAAAUCGCGGUACACAAACGAGGACAAGAAAAAUGGAAAGUUAUUGAUGAGUUAUUUAAAAGGAAGAUCAAGUAUCAAUGUGGAUGAGGCUGUCUUCGAAACAGUGAAGACUUCUCAAGAUUUUCCUGUAAAACUUGUUUUGACAAUUAACAAAUUGGAAACUAUCUGCUGUAAUCUGGAAGUCGUGAUCCCAAUGAUCAAUCCUCGCAGUCUUCCACUCAUAGAUCUUUCCUUGAUCCUUGAUGAGCCCACCGAUGUCGACGUUAAAAUAGUUCGUUCUGCCAAAGAAGUUUCUAUUGGAACAUUUCAUGAACUGAUCGGUCUUGAGAAGCUUCCAAAUAAAAAAGUGGACGUCCGACUUAUGCCCAUAACUGAUCUCGUAAGAAGAAUUAUAAGAUAUUGGAUGCAAAAUGAAAAAGAAAUUGGGACGGAGUUUUCAAUGUCAUGUUACAAUCGUUCAGAUCUUGUCGAAAAGAUUGCUAUUUUGCAAGAAGAAUUGCACGAAACACAAGGAUAUUUAGAGGAAAUCAAUGAGCAUUUUGUAUCCGGCUUCUCUAUUCCGUUAAGCUCCACGUCGAAGCUUCUUGUCUAUGGAAUUGUAAAAAACGAGAACGAGGUGUAUACUUUUGAGUUAGUACUGAAAGUUGUGUAA